Dissoconium aciculare CBS 342.82 is the source of this 2556-nucleotide messenger RNA. RefSeq names its product WD40 repeat-like protein. Gene Ontology annotation, molecular function: protein binding. Lineage: Eukaryota; Fungi; Ascomycota; Dothideomycetes; Mycosphaerellales; Dissoconiaceae. Bases 1 to 2556 code for a protein of 851 amino acids. The transcript is spliced from 3 exons. The record is from RefSeq and is a predicted model, not a curated record.
AUGGCCUUUCAGCAGGGCGGCCCAGGAAACGGCGGGCCUGGAAUGGGCCAGGGUGAGCAUCAUGGACCUCAGGGAACGGAGUACACUUUACAAGGUGUGAUGCGCUUUCUACAAAUGGAAUGGCAUAAUCAUGAGCGAGCGCGCAAUGUGUGGUCGAUUGAAAGAGAGGAGAUGAAAAUAAGAAUCGCGAAGCAGGAGGGCGAGCUUCGUCACGCUAAGCGGAUGUACGAGCAGAUGGAUCGGAAGGUCAGAAUGCUAGAGCUUGCCAUUGCGAACGAACGCAAGAACAAGGCAAACAGCGCGAACGGCACACCCGCGGAGGCCAAGCUGGCAGACACGGAGGGACAGAAUGAUCUCCGAUCAUCCUCAAAAGCCGCUGCAAAGAAGGAUGAUUCCAAAAGUGUAGACAGGCCGAACAACCGUACGCUGAUUCACCAUACUACGCCUCUCCGUUGGCAAGAAUAUGCUGACCAGCCUACAGAGCCCCAUAAUUCAUUUUUAGAAACAGCUGGAACCAAGAAUGUCACGGGCAAUCCAGAAGAUCACAUUGACAAAACUUCCAAAUAUCUCAAGGACUGCAUGGCAGAAAUAACUUAUCUGCUACAGCAGCCUCCGACCGGGCCUGUCGACGCGUCAAAUGGUUACGCAGGUCAACCAGGUCAGCAGCUGGGCGUUCCGGAGGAAAUGCUAUGGCCACGGCAAUCGCAACGUGUACCUCGUCAACCAGCUACAUACGCUUCUCAGCUCCCCCCGACUCACCUACCGCCCCCGCUGCCCAACAGCCUUCCACAAAGCUCUGCCCAGCUGGAGGAACAACGCAGUGGGCGUUAUCCGGAAUACUCGUCUCUUCCUCAAGCAUCCAUCGACAACCUGCAGCAAAAUACGCAGCACGUUCCUGCUCCUUACGAUGAGCCGGCCGAGACCAUAACGCAUACUUUCGACAAUCGUGGUCGACCAAUUGAACCAGAACCACAAUUGCCUCAACGCACCGAGCGAGGGCAAGCUGAACCAGAUGGUUGGACUUUUGAUGAAGAAGUCUUGCCGAGCACGGAUGGCUAUGCCACAGAAGUUCCUACCACACGUAGACCCGAUACUGAUCUUUUCCCAAGCGCUGCCGGCAGCACCCAGCUACCUGCAAAAUCACCACCUCGAAAUGGCCCCCAGGCACACCGGAGAAAGAAUUCAGGUUCGCAAUCCAUGGCGCGGCGACGGAGCUCACAGGGCAAAUCAGAAGCUUACGACAGCGCUGAUACUGCUUCGGGCGGAGAUCCAUCCCAAUUCAAGGUCAAGUUUGCGCUACGUGGACAUCUGGACGUGGUGCGAAGUGUCGUGUUUAGCGGAGGUGGCAGUCCAAGCGAGCCUGAGGUUUGCACUGCUAGUGAUGAUGGUACGGUCAAACGAUGGAUUGUGCCCGCAACAUAUCAGAACUACAACAUUGGCAACAAUAACUCUGAUCUGGAUAUACAAGCUUACUUCACUCACCGCGGCCACGAGGGCAUUGUGACUUGUUUAGCAACCUGUCCUGCUAGCACUGGCUUUAGCACCGGCGGUCGAGCAAACGGCGACGGCUGGAUCUUUUCUGGUGGCCAAGACGCAACUGUUCGUGUAUGGGAGCGUGGUCGUGUGGAUCCCAAGGCUACUCUUGAAGGCCAUACAGAUGCCGUCUGGGCAGUCUGCGUACUGCCGGCAUCUGUCGGUGUAGUGUUUGGCCAGCUCAGCGGAAACUUCGGCGGCCCCGAUCGACUGCUGCUCGUGUCCGGAUCUGCAGAUGGUACAGUCAAGGUCUGGGCGGUCAGUGCUCCACCACAAACCUCAUCGCCGGCAACAGGUAGCAGGCGAGGUGUUGGCGGGAGUCGCAGACAUAGUGUCACGAGUGGCAGCAAUUUCCCAUCGAGCCCGCAACCGAGUGUGGCGAGUACGACACCAUUCGGCUACACACUGAUCCACUCGAUCGAGCGACCUGCCAAUCAAGGAGCCAGUCCGACCAGCAUCUGCGCUCUCUCACCAUCUGGCGAGACUUUCGUAGUGAGCUACACGGACUCUUCCGCCUUGGUUUAUGAUACACGAAGCGGCGAGGAAAUUGUCGGCAUGGCAAGCAAUGAGACAUAUGAUGGUACCAUGGCCACCAGUAUCAAUGCCGUCGUUGCGACGAGCACCAAUCUGGAGGGAACCGGACACAAUGGUAUCGACUCAGACGAAGUAGGCGGUGGGGCAACAGGCGGGCGCGACGGAGUCGAAGGCGUCAUCAUAACUGGUCACGAAGAUCGCUUCGUACGAUUUUUCGAUGCUCACAGUGGUCAAUGCACGUACACAAUGCUUGCCCACCCUUCAGCGAUCUCCGCAUUAUCGUUAUCGAAAGACGGCCGGGAAGCCGUCUCAGCUGGCCACGAUGCCAGCAUUCGUUUCUGGUCUCUCGAGAAGCGGAUCUGCACCCAAGAUAUCGUUUCGCACCGCGCCAUGCGCGGCGAGGGUGUAUGCGAUGUCUGCUGGAGCCAAGAUGGCCGUCUUGUCGUCAGCGCUGGCGGCGACGGCGUCGUGAAAGUCUUUGUUCGAUGA